Messenger RNA from Heterobilharzia americana, 1359 nucleotides. NCBI's taxonomy places the organism in Eukaryota, Metazoa, Platyhelminthes, Trematoda, Strigeidida, Schistosomatidae. The record is from the annotation of a GenBank genome assembly.
AUGUUUAUUUGGUUGAAGCUUUAUUCUCUGAGGGAUUAUUUUGACCUACCGUCUUCUUUGAAGCAGCUAGUUCCUGUUAUUUUAACUAAGAGCGCCGUGCAUCACAAUGAAAAUAUACGUGUAUUAUCGCUGAAUGGGAUUUCUAAAUUUUUAUGCAAACUGAUGCGUACAAAAAGUGAAGACAGUAUUAUUGAUGAGAGAUCCACCCAUGUCUUACCUCUUGAUUCACAAAUUCCACUAAUCCUUAUGGAUUUAUUUCUGAAUUGUUAUAGCACAUUCAACACCUGUUCAAAUCCAGCUCAUCGUAAACAGAUUCAACAAAUUUUCAUUAGUCUUUCGGAGUCUAUACGAAGGAUGUGUAAAUCUGUGCAUUUGAAUAGUGCAGAAGUAUCGGUAAUACUAGACAAAAAUAAUUUUAAGGAUGAUAAUCAUGACAGUGAUAUGUUAUUUUGUCUACCGGAUACUGAAAUCAGUUUACAAGUUCUUCAGCAUUUUUCUGAUUGUGAUACAAUGGAGAGUGGAGAUUUCGCAUGUCAUCCACCCAGUGCAGCGAUGGUACUCUAUUUGGCUAAAUUGAUACAGUUUAUCAGCUCAGUUUGCCGCUCUACUAUGAUCCACGCAAGAGCAAGUGGUCAAACGACUAGUCAGAGAAUAUAUACAAAUAUCAACACUUACUUUUGGCCAGGGAUAAGUUAUCAACGAGCAAAACUUCUGUUGGAUAUCAUUGAAUCUGCUCUAGGUGUUCUUGAUUUAGCACCAACUGGCCCGUGGAACAAGAAAUGCAGCAAAUGGAGAGCAGAAUUCGGAAAAGAUUCAUUGGUUAACUUACAGACGUUAAUUGAUAAUGUAUCAAUGCAUUUAAACUGGGAUUUUAAAUCCGUUGAUUCAUUGAGAAUUUUGUUCAAUGGAUUCCUUUAUCUGAGCCCAGAUCUGCAUUCACAGAUUUUAUCUAUCAUAUAUGACCAUUGGAUUGAAAGGAAAGAUGUUUUAACGGAAGUUCUAUACCCCACUAUAAUUGACUGGGCUUGUGUUUGGUGUGAUGCUCCAUGGUUUUCGGUUUACCCUGCUGGUGCCAACAUUUUAGCAUUUUGUUGUAUCAAUGGUUUAUGGAAUCGGUCUUAUUUCCGUUCAGAUAUACACACCUGGCUUUUGGACAAAUUGAAAAGGUUUUUGGAGCUAGAUGAAGGAAGAAGCAAUAAUUUUAGUGAUAAUUACGACUUAUCAUUGUUCAGUAAUAAACUGCUCCAUGUUGUUAAGUUCCAGUCCGGUCUAGGCUUCCUUCUAACAAUUGAUCAAAUUUUGUCGACUUGUCUAACCAGGUUGUCAAAAAAUCCAAAGAAUUACAAACCUAGCCAUUAG